Messenger RNA from Pisolithus orientalis, 438 nucleotides. RefSeq lists its product as uncharacterized. The record is from RefSeq and is a predicted model, not a curated record. The transcript is spliced from 5 exons. Lineage: Eukaryota; Fungi; Basidiomycota; Agaricomycetes; Boletales; Pisolithaceae. Bases 174 to 413 code for a protein of 79 amino acids.
CUGGGGUUCAUAGUAUGUGAGUGGAGUGAUUGCAGAUGGUGGUGGAUGCAUGCUGACAUGUUCACUCCCACCCUGUUGGACUGGGGUUCAUAGAGAAUGGUGAGCUUGAUCACUGCAUGUAUCUUUGCAAUAUUGCUGAGGCAUUGUAUUAGGAUGUAGGUGCAGGUCUUCCCAUGUACUCUGCCUUUCUCUUAUUUCCCCUCCUGUAUCUCUCUCAGCAUAAUGUAUGGUUUCUGUUCAAUAUCCUGCACUUAUCCAUUGCCCAUAUGUUUUCCAGUUGGUUCAUCACUCUUUUUCCUAAUUCAACAUCAGUCACAUUUUUCCCUUGGUAUGUUGUCAGGUGGAACCCAUCAAACAUUGCUGCACUUCUAUCUCCAUCCCUACAUUGUCCACAUCACAACAGCAUCCACUGAAGGAACUUGCAGAACAUGGCAUUGG